Messenger RNA from Hemicordylus capensis (graceful crag lizard), 2147 nucleotides. It is a transcript of the gene SYCN, whose product is annotated as syncollin. Gene Ontology annotation, biological process: exocytosis. The coding region runs from base 1210 to 1608 and encodes 132 amino acids. The transcript has a single exon. The record is from RefSeq and is a predicted model, not a curated record. Gene Ontology annotation, cellular component: secretory granule membrane. NCBI's taxonomy places the organism in Eukaryota, Metazoa, Chordata, Lepidosauria, Squamata, Cordylidae.
CCGCUGGGAAGGGGGGGGCUGUCAGGCCCCCUGCCUGUCCCGUGUUUGCAGGAAGCCACCCACAGCCAUUCAGCCUCGUACUUACUGCAGAGCCCGGAGGAGGGCGCGAGCUGGAGACCUGCAGAUUCACCCUACAAAGGAUGGGGGGGGGGAGGGAGGCGUCUGCCAAGAGAACCCCACAGCUGGGCAGUGGGAGCCAGGUCUCCCUUGGGACAGGCGCAGAAACGGGAACUGGAGCAACAGCAGAAGCGUUCCAACCUGGGAAGAUUAGAUACGGAAGACAAACGAGCCCGGGGUGGGGGCUUUCCUCCCUCCUUCAGCUGCUGGACAGGAGGAGAAGACAGAAAUUCCUCCCUGUUGGUGCUCACUUAGUUAGACCCACAGCUAGACCUGGGUGAUGAGAGUGGGAAACUGAGGCGUGCAAGGCCAAAGGAUGGUGAGGGUGUGCUCCCAGGUAAGCUAGGAACAUCGGAAGCUGCCUUCUACCCUUGGUCCCUCCCAGGUUGCAGGCCAGAGUCUCUCUCAGCCUCUCUUGGAGAUGCUGCCAGGGAGGGAACUUGGAACCUUCUGCACUGAGCUAUGACCCCAUCCCCUCCAGGGGAUAUCUUACAGUGCUCCCACACAUGUAGUCUCCCAUUCAAAUGCAAACCAGGGCAGACUCUGCUUAGCAAAGGGGACAAUUCAUGCUUGCUGCCACAAGACCAGCUCUCCGGUAGAUCAGCAACCAAUCAACAGGGAGCCAGUUCUUCCUUGUGGAAGGGUAAGGGAGAGGCACGGAGGGCCAGGCCGUUGGAGAUCCUGCUGUCCAAAGGGCAGUGAGGUCCAGCAGUUGGAAGGAGAGAGGCUUUGAUAAAGGGCUAUCAGCUUCAAGGUACAGAGAGAGUCAGGACUCCUUGCUCCAGCAAAAAGCCAUGAUUUUUUAACAUGCAAAAUGCGCUUCUUGCCUUGAAUUCAGCCUACCUGUUUCUCUCUCAGUGGACGAGCCUUAUCAGCUCCUGACGUGCACACAGCCGGCUGCCUCUUUCCCACCGUUAUCUCCCUCCCUCCUGCCUCUUUCCCACCGCUAUCUCCCUCCCAGUCCUUGGAGUCCAGCCCAGGCUCCGGCUGCCAGCCACGGCUCCCGCCCUGCCCAGGUGAGAGCCGCUCUAUAUAAGCGGGGCUGCCCUCCGAGGGCUCCCAGAGUCUGCUUUCUCUGCCGUAUCUACUGAGAUGAAGGCCGCGCACAGCCUCCUCCUCCUCCCGCUGCUCUUCGCCCUGGCCUGGGCCCAGUGCCCGGCCCCGGCGGAGCUGAAGGGCGUCAACGGCACCAAGAUCUGUGCCCAGCUCUACACCGACGACAGCCCCUACUACGACCAGUGCUGCGCAGGGCGCGUCCUCGUGGUGCUGCCCGGUGAGGACCAGCCCUACAUGCCGACGGCUUUCAACAACAAGGUCUCCUCCUUGGUGGUGGCGACGAGAUGCGAGCUCAGCGUCUGGUCCAAGAAGGCCAAAGCGGGCAACACGCGCAAGUUCAAGCCGGGGGCGUUUCCCCGGCUCCAGGAGUACAAAAGGGGGCUCUUCGGCGACUGGGAUGACGCCAUCUCGGCCUAUUACUGCAAGUGCACUUGAGGCGACUCAGCCGGAGAAGGGCGAGACGAGGAGGGAGCCUGCCUCGGCGGCUCACAGAAGCCCCUGCCCACGUGACCCACCCCCCACGCUGCCCGGCCCCCCCCCCGUGUCUCCACUGUGACUGCAACGUUCACAUGAGAUGUGGCUCGCCAACCUCCAGCUUGCAACGGCAGAGGAUUCAUCCAAACGCCCCACAAACCAGAGAGCGAGAUUGCCGUGGACCGCAGCCACCGCCGCCAAAAGUGUGUUUAUUUUCCCGAACAACAAUGGCAAAUUAAUCUACUCAAUCAUGAGCUGGGAGUUUCCACCGCUUUGAAGAGCUCCAUGUUCGUCACCUUGCUUGAAAGAUGUCGCUCCCUCUGAUGCUUUCAGAUCUCCUGCGUUCUGCCUCAGUCUCCGCGUUUCCGAGACAGGCCUUCCAUCUUCAAGACCAUCCCCUCCUUGUGGCUUCCUUGAGAUGUGCUCUGCGGCAAGCCCUCCUCCGUCUCAUCUUGGCUAUUAUUGUGCUUUGCCACGAUAAACAUAAUUAAAAGCAAAGG